Molecule: messenger RNA, 1461 nt
Organism: Fraxinus pennsylvanica
Lineage: Eukaryota; Viridiplantae; Streptophyta; Magnoliopsida; Lamiales; Oleaceae
Source: the annotation of a GenBank genome assembly
AUGGCUGCUCCGGGUCCACAAGACCAUCAUCCUCCUCGUCCUCUGAAAACUUGGAACGAUGCCAAUACUGUAACAGUGAAAACCUUAAAUAGCAACGCUGUUUUAGCAACAUACAAAAAGUUCACUUGUUCAUUACCUUCCUCUGCAUCGGCUCAGGACUUGAGAUGUUUUGAGGUGGAGAAGGAAAGACUAGAUCAUUCGUCUCCCAGAGGAGUUAUCGAGGCGUGCACAAGAGGCUUAGAAAAUGAAGCAGACCUGGAAAAUGAACCAGGUAAAACGUCAGGUUGUAAACCCUUCCUGUCGAUUUCACAAGGGCAUUCUCGCUGGCACAGAUUUUUUAAAGUGUGGAAAAGAGGUUCUACAAAGCGAUUGCCCUCUUUCCCUCCACUCGUGCCAAUAUUAUCAAGAAGAAAGAGUAGAAGUACAAGAGAAAAUGUAGAGAAGGAUGUAUGCCCUGUCAAUUCUGCCUGGAAGAACUUUACACUGAACGACCUGCUGACUGCAACCAACAAUUUUAGCCAAGAAAAUCUAAUCGGCAAGGGUGGUUAUGCUGAAGUUUAUAAGGGCUGUUUACCAGACGGACAGCUUGUAGCCAUUAAGCAGCUCAAUAAAGGAACAUCAGAAGAACAGACAAUAAACUUUUUGUCUGAGAUUGGCAUAAUUGCACAUGUAAAUCAUCCUAAUACAGCUAAGAUGAUUGGCUAUGGAGUUGAAGGAGGAACGUAUCUUGUUCUUAAGUUAUCGUCAUUAGGGAGUUUAGGAUCACUUCUUCAUGGUUCUAAGGAAAUACUAGAUUGGAGGGCAAGGUAUAAGAUUAUUCUUGGGACAGCUGAUGGCCUGCUGUAUCUUCACGAGCAUUGCCAAAGGCGAAUCAUUCACAGAGAUAUCAAGGCUGAUAAUAUCUUACUUACAGAAGAUUUUGAGCCACAGAUUUGUGAUUUUGGCCUUGCAAAAUGGCUGCCCAAACAGUGGUCCCAUCACCAUGUCUCAAAGUUUGAAGGCACAUUCGGCUAUUUUGCUCCGGAGUACUUCAUGCAUGGGAUUGUGGAUGAGAAAACGGACGUGUUUUCUUUCGGAGUCCUACUUUUGGAGCUUAUUACUGGACGCCAAGCGCUGGAUGAUUCACGGAGAAGCCUUGUGCUUUGGGCAAAGCCGUUUCUUGAUAAAAAUGAAGUUAAGGAGCUUGUGGAUCCUUCUCUUGGAGAUAAUUAUGAUCAACAAGAGAUGGAUUGUGUACUCUUGACAGCCACAAUAUGUGUUGAACAGAAUCCCGUUCGUCGACCUCACAUGAGCCAGGUGAUUAGACUGCUCAAAGGUGAAGAAAAAAACCGAAAUUGUCCAAAGCAUUUCCUUCGAAGGACAUACUCAGAAGAACUUUUGGAUGCAGAGAAUUACAACUCGACUAAGUAUUUGGUCCAUCGUCCCCAACGAAUUGCUGUGGUUUCGCGAGAUCGACUAUGA